CUUAUCCUUUUAAGGGCUCAUUGCAAACAUAUAGCAUCGCAAUCUUCUCAUCCUAUAGCAUCGCAAUCUGCACAAAGUAGUGGGGUAAGAAAAAAAAGAAAAAAAAAAGGAAGCAAUGACCAUGGAAGCUUGUUUUCUCUCCUCAAACUCAUUUUCCAAAACCAUAACAUUUGUCCCUUCAAUCAAAUCUAAAGUGCUUGCCCACCAUCCAAAGAGAAAUCACAAUCAGUUUCAAUCCAAGAAAGUUGGCAUUCCAUCUCCUAUUACAUGUUGCCAUUUGGGGUCAUCAUCCUCACCAGAAGAUGAUAGCAAACCUGUUCAUAAUUCCGAUUGGCGAUCGUUCAGAGCAAGAUUAGUAGCCGGCGAGCGAGCGCUAAGGCCAGAACUAGAAGAGCCUACCUCUCUGGUGGUUCAGCAUCAGCAUCAGCCUCCAACUGUAUCAAUUGGUGACAAGUGGGCACAUACCAUCCACGAACCAGAGAAGGGUUGUUUGCUCAUUGCCACAGAGAAGCUGGAUGGGGUCCACAUUUUUGAACAGACGGUGAUCCUGCUCUUAUCAACCGGUCCAGUGGGUCCAACCGGAAUCAUACUCAACCGCCCUUCACUUAUGUCCAUCAAGGAAACCAAAUCAACGGUUCUAGAUGUGGCGGGGACUUUCUCGGAUAGGCCAUUGUUCUUUGGAGGGCCACUAGAGGAAGGGUUGUUUUUGGUGAGUCCCAAAGAAGGCGGUGGCAGUGGCAGUGGUGGUGAUGGUGGGGUUGAGAGGAGUGGGGUGUUUGAGGAAGUGAUGAAAGGUUUGUACUAUGGAACCAAAGAGAGUUUGGGGUGUGCUGCUGAGAUGGUGAAGAGGGAUGUGGUUGGGGUUGGGGAGUUCAGGUUCUUUGAUGGGUACUGUGGGUGGGAAAAGGAGCAAUUGAAGGAUGAGAUAAGGGCUGGAUAUUGGACUGUGGCUGCAUGUAGCCCAAGUGUAAUUGGGUUGGGUGAUAUUGUUGGGCUGUGGGAGGAGGUCCAUGGGCUUAUGGACCCUAGAAAGGUUUGGUGACCCACCCUCUUAAAUGUGGGGAAUUAAAUCUAUGUCAAAAUGUAGGUAUAACAUGUUGGGUUUUCAAGCUCUAGAGUGCCUCUUGUACAUCAUGUAUUUUAACAAUUGUUGUAAUAGUGGACUUGAAAUUGGGGAAUGUAGUUUUGGAUUUUAAACUUUA
Camellia sinensis is the source of this 1202-nucleotide messenger RNA. Its product is annotated as PPR containing protein (DUF179). The record is from RefSeq and is a predicted model, not a curated record. Lineage: Eukaryota; Viridiplantae; Streptophyta; Magnoliopsida; Ericales; Theaceae.